Molecule: messenger RNA, 2477 nt
Organism: Varanus komodoensis (Komodo dragon)
Lineage: Eukaryota; Metazoa; Chordata; Lepidosauria; Squamata; Varanidae
Gene: GATB
Product: glutamyl-tRNA amidotransferase subunit B
Exons: 13
Coding region: 17-1663 (548 amino acids)
Biological process (GO): glutaminyl-tRNAGln biosynthesis via transamidation; mitochondrial translation
Molecular function (GO): glutaminyl-tRNA synthase (glutamine-hydrolyzing) activity
Source: RefSeq, a predicted model, not a curated record
ACCAAUUCCGAGCAAAAUGGCGGCGCGCAUGGCGCGGCGCUGCUGGCGCUGGUUUUGGGGCGGGAAGCUCUGCACUGGGAAUGUCGUCGAAUUCCGUGACCGGCUACGGCCGGUGGCCACUAGCGCGCCCUGCCGGAGUGCUGGGGAGACUGCAGCGAAACGGAACUGUGAUGUUCCCUGGGUAGGAGUAGUGGGCCUGGAAAUUCAUGCACAGAUCACAUCCAACUCAAAGCUUUUUUCUGGUUCAGAAGUCCAGUUUGCAGCACCACCUAACUCUGCAGUAUCUUUCUUUGAUGCUUCUCUACCAGGAACACUACCGGUUCUCAACAGGAGAUGUGUAGAAGCGGCAGUGACAACGGGCCUUGCACUGAACUGCACCAUAAACAAGAAGUCCUUGUUUGACAGGAAACACUAUUUCUAUGCAGAUCUGCCUGCUGGCUAUCAGAUCACUCAGCAAAGGCUUCCCAUUGCCGUGAAUGGGAGCUUGUCAUAUAGCUUCUUUAUAGAGAAAAAACAGAAUGAAAUGGUCACCCGGACUGUAAGGAUCAAACAGAUACAACUGGAGCAAGACAGUGGAAAGAGCCUUCAUGAUGAUUUGGAGAGCCAGACCCUCAUUGAUUUGAACAGAGCAGGAGUUGGCCUCCUGGAGGUUGUCAUGGAGCCCGAUAUGUGCUGUGGGGAAGAGGCUGCUGCAGCGGUGAGAGAGCUUCAGCUUAUCCUGCAGGCUGUUGGGAGCAGCCAAGCAAACAUGGCAGAGGGCCAACUGCGAGUAGAUGCCAAUGUAUCUGUACAUCAGCCUGGACAGCAUUAUGGAGUGAGGACUGAAGUGAAGAAUAUCAACAGUGCCCGAUUUCUUGCAAAAGCAAUAGACUAUGAAAUACAGAGGCAAAUUGAAGAGCUGGAGAAUGGAGGCACCAUUCUGAAUGAAACUAGAGCUUUUGACGCUAAGCUUGGGUGCACCAUCCCAAUGAGAGAUAAAGAAGGAAAGCAGGAUUAUCGAUUCAUGCCAGAGCCAAACCUUCCUCCAUUGAUUCUUCAUGAUGCAAAAUCUUUGCCCUCACGCUCAAGCUAUCAGCAAGAGGUGAACAUUGAUUGGCUUCAGGAGAGGCUUCCGGAGCUCCCCAGUGUGAAGAGAGCAAAGCUUGUUGAACAUUAUGGGAUUCAGCCUCAACACAGUUUCACCUUAUUGAAUGAAGAUGGAUUAGCAGAAUUCUUCGAAACUGUUGUGAAAGCAACAGAAAUGAAUCCCAAAAAAGUGAUUGGCUGGGUUCUAAAAGAUACACUUAGCCUGUUAAAACAGAACAGUCUUCCAGUAAAGAAAAGUCCACUCAGUCCUCUUCUUUUGGCUGAACUUCUGAACCUUCUAGAACGUGGAAUUAUUUCUUCUUCAGCAGCCAAGCAGGUGUUUCAAGAGAUGUGGAAGGGAGAAGGAAAGUCUCCAGCUCUGAUUGCUAAAGAAAAAAACCUUGAACUGAUCCAGGAUCGGAAUGAGCUUGAGCGUAUCUGUCAGAGCGUGAUGGGAGGCCAUCCGAAGGAGGUUGCAGAGGUAAAGCAAGGAAACCACAAAGUGCUGAAUAAGCUCAUUGGAGCGGUUCAAAGAACAACAAGAGGACGAUCAGACCCUGUCUUAGUAAAGCAAAUGCUGGAGAAGCUACUAGCAUAGGAGCCUAGGGAGAAAAUUCUGUAUUUGGCAUGUGAGUUCCUGACAUUUUCAGUAGCAUCAGAGAACUAGUUACUAGUUCAGCAUCAUCUCUAUACCUUUAUCUAUCAAGACUUUUCUUGAUGGUUUUAUCACAUAUUCUAGCUUUUCCCAGACUGUUGUUCUGUUGGUCCAGAAAAUAAGCAUAAAAGAACAAAAAGUUCUCUUUUGGAAUUGCUGAUUUUGUAACAUAACUGAUAAAUAGCAGGGGGAAGGAUAUAUUCUAUUUUUUUAAAUGUCUCAAUAAAAACUUCUUAGGGCUUUACCCCAUAGGCUGCAGGUAACCCUCUUUACUUAAGAGAAGUAUGAGCAUCCAGUGAAAGGAGAAGUGCAGAAGCCACGAUUGUCUCUGCACAAUCCCGUUGCCCUUCAAACUGUAUAGGCAGUCAUUUUUGGCUGUCAGUGUUUUUCUCCCAGCUGUGAAGAGAGGCUGAGGCACCAUCAGAGUUCCUCAGUGGACAGUGGCAGUGUUGCACCCCACAACCCCACAUUAAGUCCAAAGUUGGUUUUCUGCCUGCAGAGCCCAGCCAGCAAGGCAAGAACAACACUGACUACGAAGGCAAAGAGAGCACCCACCAAGGUCAAAGGAUCUGCUUGAGUAUUUUUCCAAAGUUGCAACAGGGACUCUGACUUGUUCUGGGGUUAUCCCCACUGCCAACAGUGUUGGGGGACACAGGAUUGCACCUUAAUGUAUUUUCUUUGGCAUAAUACAAGCAAAAUACCUGCUUGAUUUCUGAAAUAUUCUAAAGUCUUCUAUAAUAAAAAAUAUGCACAAGUG